Molecule: messenger RNA, 858 nt
Organism: Micromonas pusilla CCMP1545
Lineage: Eukaryota; Viridiplantae; Chlorophyta; Mamiellophyceae; Mamiellales; Mamiellaceae
Exons: 1
Coding region: 1-858 (285 amino acids)
Cellular component (GO): cytoplasm; nucleus
Molecular function (GO): hydrolase activity
Source: RefSeq, a predicted model, not a curated record
AUGGAUCGCGCGGCGGCGGUCGCGUCGUCCGCGAGGGGCGUCGGCGCGUCCGCGCGCGCGGCGUCGCCGUCGCGUCCUCCUCCUCCUCCGCGCGACGUCGCCGUCAUGAGCGGCGGCGGCGGGAAGCUGCGCGUGCUCGCGCUGCACUCGUGGCGAACGUCCGCGUCCAUCUUCGCGAAGCAGCUCGCGGUGGCCGGGUGGACGAACGACGACGGCACCGGGCUCGGCGACCAGUGCGAGUUCGUGUGCGUCGACGCGCCGCACCCCGCGUCCGGCGAGAUCCCGCGCGACGUCGCGCGCGCGUUCGAGGGGCCGUACUACGAGUGGUGGGACGCGAGCCGGGACGACCGAGACGGUUCGCUGCGCUACGUCGGCGACGACGCGAGCGUGGCUUUCGUCGAGCGCGUCGCGCGCGAGGACGGGCCGUUCGACGGCGUCGUCGGGUUCUCCCAGGGCGCGACGUUCGCGGGCCUGCUCGCCGCGAUCGGCGCGGUGGACGGGCGAGGGCCGUUCGCGGCGGUUUCGGCGGAGGCGCCGCCCGUCUUCGCGAUCCUUCUCUCCGGGAUGCUCGCGAGGACCUCCGAAGCCGCCGCGACGUACGCCGAGGCGAAGGACUCGCCGCGCCACGCGUCCAUCCCAACGAUGCACGUGAUCGGCGCCGCGGACCGGGUGAUGCCCCCCGCGCUGAGCGAGCGUCUCGCGAGCGAAUUCGCGGACCCGGUGAUCGUGACGCACGAGCGAGGGCACGUCGUGCCGAGGUUGGAACGCGACGCGUUGGCGACGGCGCGGAAUUUUUUGGCGGCGAGAGCGGCGGCGGCGCGGGAGGCGCGGGAUGGGUCCCCGCGGUCGUCGCUGUGA